This is a messenger RNA of Homo sapiens (human), 4601 nucleotides long. RefSeq names its product SRY-box transcription factor 13 (gene SOX13). The coding region runs from base 1124 to 2992 and encodes 622 amino acids. Gene Ontology annotation, biological process: gamma-delta T cell differentiation; regulation of DNA-templated transcription; positive regulation of brown fat cell differentiation. The record is from RefSeq and is a predicted model, not a curated record. Gene Ontology annotation, molecular function: RNA polymerase II transcription regulatory region sequence-specific DNA binding; transcription cis-regulatory region binding; DNA-binding transcription repressor activity. Gene Ontology annotation, cellular component: cytoplasm; nucleus. The transcript is spliced from 14 exons. Lineage: Eukaryota; Metazoa; Chordata; Mammalia; Primates; Hominidae.
CGACCUCAGGUGAUCCGCCCACCUCAGCCUCCCAAAGUGCUGGGAUUACAGGUGAGAACCACCGAGCCUGGCCUCACAGCAUAGAACCUUGUAGCUACCACCUGCUACUCCAGGUGGCUCUCCCGCCUUAGUGGGUGGCAGGGGGUCCUUCCUGCUUUAGGAAUGCCCUGAGGCCUGCCUCCCUGCUCACUCCUGGCAAGAGCACAUUGUGGUGCUGUCAGGGAGGACCUCCAUGGUCUCAGAUGGAACAGCAGCAGUGGUCAGACCUCCUAGAGGCUGUGAGGUGAGGAGGAAGUGGCUGAGGUUUCCCCUGCCUCCUCCUAAGGUCAUCCAUGGGCAAACCAAAGCUGCAGGAUGUGCUGUGUGUGUGGCCUGGUAUCUCAGAGUCCUGGGUGUGCACAGGGUGUGCACAGCUAGGAGACGUCCCGAGAUCUGUACCCACAUGUUGAGGGCUUCAGCCAGGGGUGUUUUUUGGGGGAGCGGAAUUUGUGUGGCAUAGUAGAGGAAAAGAAGGAAGAAGUGGGGACAGUAUCUCCAGCUGCCACCUUUCUUCCCAAAUAGCUUUGGAUACCCAGGCCCUUUUGGUCACAGGAAGUCUGACACUGGGAAGUCAUCAAAUUUGGAAUUCAGUUCCCUCCACUCUCCCCCCAGCGGUGGCCUUAGCAUUUAAAUAGCCUUGGCAUGAAGCCCUAUAAACUGCCCAAGGGAUUGGGGCAGGGUUAGGGGGAGGGGUAUUGGUGUUACCCCCAACAUUGUCCCCCUGUGUCUUCUGGGGACAUGUCCAAGCUAGGGUGUCAGUGUUUUGGCUUGAGAGGAGAGAGGGGAAGGGGCCACAGACUGGGCAGGAGCCCUCCUGGCUCCCCUCCCGCUCUGGUGGUUUUGAUCGUAAUCCCUGCCUGCCAAGCCUGGAGCUCCCUGGGGGAUCCGCCCCAGAGGAGGCCCGACUGUUCUCCUCCCCUCUGCCUUACCUCCCCCAGUCCCCGCCCCCUGCUUGACUCAGAAUGGAAUGUGCAGCCUGUGGAACAAGAUGGGGUGAGAACUAGUUCCCAGAGGGCCUUGGUCCCGCCCCUCCCAUCCCCCAACAAAGGGGGUGAGGAACCUGGAGGCAGGGCCUGCUCCCAGGAUGUCCAUGAGGAGCCCCAUCUCUGCCCAGCUGGCCCUGGAUGGCGUUGGCACCAUGGUGAACUGCACCAUCAAGUCAGAGGAGAAGAAAGAGCCUUGCCACGAGGCCCCCCAGGGCUCAGCCACUGCCGCUGAACCUCAGCCUGGAGACCCAGCCCGGGCCUCCCAGGAUAGUGCUGACCCCCAAGCUCCAGCCCAGGGGAAUUUCAGGGGCUCCUGGGACUGUAGCUCUCCAGAGGGUAAUGGGUCCCCAGAACCCAAGAGACCAGGAGUGUCGGAGGCUGCCUCUGGAAGCCAGGAGAAGCUGGACUUCAACCGAAAUUUGAAAGAAGUGGUGCCAGCCAUAGAGAAGCUGUUGUCCAGUGACUGGAAGGAGAGGUUUCUAGGAAGGAACUCUAUGGAAGCCAAAGAUGUCAAAGGGACCCAAGAGAGCCUAGCAGAGAAGGAGCUCCAGCUUCUGGUCAUGAUUCACCAGCUGUCCACCCUGCGGGACCAGCUCCUGACAGCCCACUCGGAGCAGAAGAACAUGGCUGCCAUGCUGUUUGAGAAGCAGCAGCAGCAGAUGGAGCUUGCCCGGCAGCAGCAGGAGCAGAUUGCAAAGCAGCAGCAGCAGCUGAUUCAGCAGCAGCAUAAGAUCAACCUCCUUCAGCAGCAGAUCCAGCAGGUUAACAUGCCUUAUGUCAUGAUCCCAGCCUUCCCCCCAAGCCACCAACCUCUGCCUGUCACCCCUGACUCCCAGCUGGCCUUACCCAUUCAGCCCAUUCCCUGCAAACCAGUGGAGUAUCCGCUGCAGCUGCUGCACAGCCCCCCUGCCCCAGUGGUGAAGAGGCCUGGGGCCAUGGCCACCCACCACCCCCUGCAGGAGCCCUCCCAGCCCCUGAACCUCACAGCCAAGCCCAAGGCCCCCGAGCUGCCCAACACCUCCAGCUCCCCAAGCCUGAAGAUGAGCAGCUGUGUGCCCCGCCCCCCCAGCCAUGGAGGCCCCACGCGGGACCUGCAGUCCAGCCCCCCGAGCCUGCCUCUGGGCUUCCUUGGUGAAGGGGACGCUGUCACCAAAGCCAUCCAGGAUGCUCGGCAGCUGCUGCACAGCCACAGUGGGGCCUUGGAUGGCUCCCCCAACACCCCCUUCCGUAAGGACCUCAUCAGCCUGGACUCAUCCCCAGCCAAGGAGCGGCUGGAGGACGGCUGUGUGCACCCACUGGAGGAAGCCAUGCUGAGCUGCGACAUGGAUGGCUCCCGCCACUUCCCCGAGUCCCGAAACAGCAGCCACAUCAAGAGGCCCAUGAACGCCUUCAUGGUGUGGGCCAAGGAUGAGCGGAGGAAGAUCCUGCAAGCCUUCCCAGACAUGCACAACUCCAGCAUCAGCAAGAUCCUUGGAUCUCGCUGGAAGUCCAUGACCAACCAGGAGAAGCAGCCCUACUAUGAGGAACAGGCGCGGCUGAGCCGGCAGCACCUGGAGAAGUAUCCUGACUACAAGUACAAGCCGCGGCCCAAGCGCACCUGCAUCGUGGAGGGCAAGCGGCUGCGCGUGGGAGAGUACAAGGCCCUGAUGAGGACCCGGCGUCAGGAUGCCCGCCAGAGCUACGUGAUCCCCCCGCAGGCUGGCCAGGUGCAGAUGAGCUCCUCAGAUGUCCUGUACCCUCGGGCAGCAGGCAUGCCGCUGGCACAGCCACUGGUGGAGCACUAUGUCCCUCGUAGCCUGGACCCCAACAUGCCUGUGAUCGUCAACACCUGCAGCCUCAGAGAGGAGGGUGAGGGCACAGAUGACAGGCACUCGGUGGCUGAUGGCGAGAUGUACCGGUACAGCGAGGACGAGGACUCGGAGGGCGAAGAGAAGAGCGAUGGGGAGUUGGUGGUGCUCACAGACUGAUCCCGGCUGGGUGGGCCUGGCCCCUUCUCCUCUGGGGAAGACCUUGUCCCAACUCGAUGGGCACAGCCAGCCAACCUAAGACUAUGUUGGUACUUGGACUUGUUCGUGCCCCAGAGAUGGGCAAAGCUGUGCACUUGCAGAUACAUUCAUGAGGGGAGAGGCGCCCUCCCUUCCUGAGGAGCUGUUGGCCUGGGUGGGCAGGAACUGCAGUAUGGCCAUGGGCUGAGCAGGCUGAGCACCUCAGCCUUUAGGGCUUAUGGCCAGGGGACACUGUAUGACUCUCCUCUCCUGCAGGUGUCUAUCCACCUGGGGUAUGGCAUCUACCGACCUGUCUCCCUGGGGUCACAUGCUUUGUUUCCAUUCUUGUCCUGGCUGGACCAGCCACUGUGGGACCAACACCCCUCCCACACUCCCCCAGACUGCUCGUCUAUCACCAGGAUCGCUUUGUACUUUGUGCAAAAGGGUCUGGCUGUCCCUUGCUGUUUUCAUCUCUGCCAAGCCUAUUGUGCCUCUGGCUGCUGUAUGUGUGCGCGUGCACGUGUGUGUGUUUCAUCUGUUCAUUCACUGCACAAGAUAUUUAUUGAGUGCCCACUACGUGCCAGGCACUGUUGCUGAGUUCCUGUGGGUGUGUCUCUCGAUGCCACUCCUGCUUCUCUGGGGGCCUCUUUCUGUGCUUCUCUUUGUCCCCAAAUUGCUACCUCUUUGUCAGUCUGGGUGUCUCAGGUUCUGUGUGUCCUUGUGUGCAUUUCUGUCUCUCUCUGUCCUCGUCUCUCUGCAAGGCCCUCUAUUUCUCUCUUUCUUGGUGUCUGUCCUUUGCCCCCUGUGCCCUCUGGAUUCUCUGGGUCUAUGUAGGCCCCUGGUCUGCCCUGGGCUCAUCAGCCUUCCUGACCUCCUCCUGCCCUCCCCUUCACUCCCUCCCUGGCUCUGCCAGUCGGUUCCCACGGAGCCAUUUUUAGCUCUGAUCAGCAUGGGAAUGUGCCUCGGCCUCCAAGGGGCUUUGUCCUGGUGCCCCCGCCCCUGGUCCCAACCUGAUCCCACGAGGGAGUUGGGACAGGAGGAUUGAUGGUGCUCCCCUUCCUGCCAGCGUCAGAGGCCCUGGAGAGGGGCUGUCCAUGGCAGCUGGUCUUUAUUCCUCCCUCAUGAGCACAGGGUCGGGGGGGUCCCCAUUCUUGGAAGAGGUUGAGAAGACUCCUGGGCUUCAGCCUCUCCCACCCAGCCCUGCCCCUCACCUGCCUGCCCUCCCCUCCCCCACUCUAUACUAGGGACUGGAUCUCAGCCUCUGAUCAGUUUCACAAAGUUUGUUCCCUAAGGAAAUCAAAUCCCAUUGUCACCUAACUCUGAAGAUCUAAAUAGCCCUUGGAUCAGUAUGGGAACCCCAAAUCCCACAGGGCCAGAUGUGGAGUCUGUGUCUGCCCCCGUCUUCUCUCCAUCCUCAAAGCCCCCACUUCUCUCCAGGCUGUUUCUUUUUUUAUGACUGUAAACAUAGAUAGUGCUUUAUUUUGUUAAUAAUAAGAUAAUGAUGAGUAACUUAACCAGCACAUUUCUCCUGUUUACACUCGGGGGAUUUUUUUGUUUUCUGAUGACAUAAUAAAGACAGAUCAUUUCAGAA